Molecule: messenger RNA, 1291 nt
Organism: Hemibagrus wyckioides
Lineage: Eukaryota; Metazoa; Chordata; Actinopteri; Siluriformes; Bagridae
Gene: fcer1g
Product: Fc epsilon receptor IgFc epsilon receptor Ig
Exons: 6
Coding region: 1-327 (108 amino acids)
Biological process (GO): cell surface receptor signaling pathway
Cellular component (GO): membrane; Fc-epsilon receptor I complex
Molecular function (GO): IgE receptor activity
Source: RefSeq, a predicted model, not a curated record
AUGCCCAUCCUGCUCUCAAUGCAAAGUGCAAAUGUUGUUAAGUCAGUUUCAGUUAAGACAGUCUGGAUUUGUCUCCUUCCUCUUUUGUUGACCAUUGGCCAAACUGCCGCUAUGGAAAACGCGAGCAUCUGCUAUGUCUUGGAUGCCAUUCUGUUCAUCUACGGACUUGUCCUAACUGUCCUUUACUGCAGAAUGAAGCUACAGCAGGAUCGUCAGGUAAAACAGGCUUCUGGGAAGAAGGAAGCGGCAGAGGGAGUCUAUGAAGGUCUUUCACAUAGAACUCAAGAUACCUAUGAGUCCAUCAAUUUGAAGAAGUCCAAGGCGUAAGACAGCCAUAGCGAAGAAAAGAAUGUCUCAGAAUGCUUUAUUUCCCUCUCUCUUUUUUUUUUAGCAGUAUUUAUUUCCCUUACUUUCCCUAAACUUUCUUUGAAUGGAUAUGCAUUGUAAUGCUAGAAACAGACUUGGAAGUCAUUUUACUAACACACUUAAUAAUAACUGUAAAUAAUUCCUAUAUAUUUUUGGAAAGUAUAAAUGUAUAAGCAAACUAAGCUUUAUUCAACUUUAUGAUUAACUUAAUAUAAGAAAUAGCAGAGUCUUAUAAAAAAAUCUUAUAUAUGCUGAUCAAAUGUAAAUGUAUGUACUUAAAGUCUCACUUCUCUCUGUUUCAUAUUACAUGAUUACGCCUACUUUUCAGAAUGUGUGCUAAUUUUGGAAAAUUGCUAAGUUGCUAAUGCAUUUGGCUACUCAAGCUGUUUCUCUUCCGCAAAAGUUGUCGCACAUGUCUGGCUGCCAUAGCAAUGACUAUUCCUCCAACCACAGCCUUCGAUUAACUUCCUGUUUUUUUUUUUGUUUUGUUUUUUUUAUCAUGCUGGUUGUCUAACAGCAAUGAGGUCCAUUGCUGGUUGUAUAAACACAUAGUGAUUUCUGCAGUCGUGAGAUGGAGUUCAUGAUAAUGCAGUUUAGACAUGAGGCACCAGAGAGCAGCAUUUAAGCACAAUAUUCACUGUGGACGUGUCUCUGUCACUGAGUUUUGCACCACUAUCAAUUUAAUCAUUUAAAGUCUGCUAUUGUUACUAAGCCAUACUUACAUAUCUCCAGGUUCUGGGUUCUGUUAUUUAUAUUCAUUUUUUUUAUAUAUAUAAUUUUGUAUUUUAUGUAUAUUUCUCUGAAUUUCUUUUUUUUCUUUAGUCUUCUUUCAUUUCUUUAAAACGUCUGUAUAUGUAUCCUGGUUGCUUAUGUAAGUCUGUUUGUCAGAAACCAUUACACAAAAUCUUUUUAUAUAGAAUAAAGC